This is a messenger RNA of Ornithodoros turicata, 3259 nucleotides long. RefSeq lists its product as uncharacterized. The transcript is spliced from 12 exons. Lineage: Eukaryota; Metazoa; Arthropoda; Arachnida; Ixodida; Argasidae. Bases 37 to 1905 code for a protein of 622 amino acids. The record is from RefSeq and is a predicted model, not a curated record.
AUAUAGCUGUUUUUCUGUAGUUAGCAUUUGCGAAAUAUGCGUCCAGUGUGCAUAGUCGCAACGUGCCCCCACCGACGCGUAAAGAAUCAACCGGCGAAGCUGAGAUUUCACCGUGUGCCGAAUGACGAACCUCGUAGGUCGUCAUGGUUAGAACUUACUGGACAGCAGAAUGUGUCUGUGGAGAACCUGCCAAAGACAAUGUUUGUAUGCGAGGACCACUUCGAUGCGAAAGCGUACCGCAUGGCCAUAAUGGGACCUGUCAGCAAAAAACUUCGCGAUGAUGCUGUCCCAUCACUACAACUGCCCAAGGAUGCCGACGACGGUCCAUCGAAACGCCGUGUUGUUUUGGCCCCAAAACAAGUGCAACUCAGCCAACAUUCACCACUGUUGCGGCAUCCACCCGUGUGUUCUCUGCAAACACCUCCUCAAAUGCCAGCAAGUCCAGUGCUUCAAGAGAACGCCAUCCCAUCAUCACCACGCAUGUUUGUGGUGGUCCCACGUAAAUUGGAGUAUCGUUCACCUACAAGCAUGACAAAAACAAAACCAGUUGUGGUGCACCGAUCAACAUAUACACAGACAGACGUAGCUGCGAAAGCACUGCAGGAACGGGGUUGUCAGACAGAGCCAUGGGAACUGCCAGUUGAAAGAAACGCCACUGUCAACGCGAGCUGCACAACAGCCCCGACUCCCGCAAACUCAAACACAGGAAGCCAGCCUGCUGAAACUGAUGAUGAUGAUGAUGAUGAAAUGACGACGACUACAGUCCGUCACAGGAAGCGAGUAGUAGUGGGUUCCAUAUUCUUCUCUGGAGCAAAUGCAGCACCAACUCUGCGAAUGCUGAAGCACAUAAACGUGCAAACGUUCAGCCUCACAACAUUUUACAGAUACCAAAGCUGCUUUCUUGUUCCAGCCGUAGAGAAGGUCUGGUCAUUGGAGCAGAGGCAACUUCUAGACCAGCUGGAUGACCAGGCAGUAGAUGUAUCAGCAGAUGGGAGCCUCAGAACAUCAGUUUAUCUCUUGAAUUUUCUUGCUUAUGCUUUGUUUGUUCGAGCAGGCAUAAAGCUGAACUCCAUAACAACAGACCGUCACCCUGCCAUAAGAAAGUACCUUGAGAAGGAAGAACCAGCGAUAAGGCACUUUUUCGACAUUUGGCAUAUCUCAAAAAGUGUGAAAAAAAAGCUGACCGCGAUCAGCAAAAGCGCCAACUGCCACAGCCUAGAGAGGUGGAUCCAGGCAACGUCUAACCACCUGUACUGGUGUGCAAAAGCCAGUGGAGGAGAUGCUCGGCUGACAACAGAUGCAUGGCUAAGCAUCCAGAAUCAUGUUGUGGAUAUUCACAGUCACCAUAAUGGAUCCUACCCACGCUGCCUUCAUGGUCCAAUCACAGAUGGAGACUGGCUUGACCCCGAUUCUUUGGCUUACAAAAAAUUCAAAGAAGUGACUGGGAACCCACGGCUUCUCAAAGAUGUUGCCCAGAUGUCUGCCAACACUCAAACUUAUGCCCUUGAAAGCUUCCACAGCCUCCUGAUCAGGUUCGCGCCAAAAUCUGUGGCGUUUUCUCCCGAGGGCAUGCUUUGCAGGACUAGACUGGCUGCUCUGCAUUAUAAUGAAAAUGCCCAACGCAGCCAAGCGGAGACACUACGUGGGGACCUACGUUGGAAGAUAAAGAACUCCAAAGCGAAGCAGGGACACCAAGUGGCUUGUCCUGUCAAGACUGCCCCUACAUUUGCCUACAUUGCAAAGCUGCUUGCUGAAGCAGAAGUGCAGUGCAGGUCGCAUGCGUCAUUUCAGGAGGCAAGCAAGCAAAAGCAGACACGGAGCUUCCCAGCGCCGAUGAGCCACUCGAGGCAACAACUGCCUAAAGAAGUCAUCGUGGCUGCCAGGGUGUCAAGACUAGGCACCUGAUAGAGGCACCUGGUCAUGAUCACAUUGCAUAUCUGCUGCUUUCAAGCUUGUUGUCUGUUUGAGGCUCAGAUUUGUAGGUGAGUUAUGCUUAUGUAAAGUAAUUGUGGUAAUCACUUUUCUGUAAUUAGGGCUAUCUUGCUUUCUGUUGCAGCUGUAGUGCAGAGGAUAUGUCAUUUUUGUCAUAUUUUUGUUUCAGUGUUGUUACAACAACGGACAGCUGAGGGUGGCUAUAAAAGCAGACACAACCAAUACACAGGCCUCGGAGACAGACUUGGGGGAGGGGGGGGUUGCUUGGAGAUGACGGCGCGUUGCACAAUGGUAAAAUAGAGGAAGUCGUGGAACAGGAGAUGGAGGGAGAUGCAGUUCCCUUUGCUCUCUGGUACUGACUGGCGACUGCAGAAAACACAUGAUCAUUCCUCAGCUAGCCUUCGUUGGGGAGCUUACUGUACCGGGUUACCAUCAGGUUACAUGGUAUGUCAGAUACUGCACAAAACAGACCUCUACUCAAGAAACGUCCUGACGUAGGUAGACAGAUUGAAACCGAAACAAAUUGGAGGAGGAGGGCUGGGUUCUACGAAUGGGCAUUUGCUACUGAAAGAAAGUAGGACUGAAGCUUGCGUCCCUUUCUGGGACCAUCAUAACACCCUCAAGACCAUGGCUUUCAGGUGCAUCCAUGUUCGCCCCUAGCUCUGAGCGUAGCUGUAGCGCUGUCGAACACUAGGAUGUCAUUUGUUUACAAGCAGGGAGGUCUGUUGUUUUCUGUAUGUUUUAUGGUUAUACAAAUACCAUAGUUCAGCAUUCGAAAUGCACGAAAAUGCGUAUCAGGUGCUUUAGUACAUAAAUUGAUAAACAGUGCAUGGUUUCGCAUAAGUCUGCCAUUCGAUGAUAUUUGUUGGGAGCUACCAUAUACAUCACCCUCAGAAGUGCCCUGAGACCAUUGAUCACGUACAUAUGGAAUAAGCUGCAAACUGUUAUGGAGAGGGUGCUUGCACAGUCACUGUCAACAUGCUCCCAUUACAUGAGACCGCUUCCUCUUCUGCUGCAUAUCUGAACGCGUAUGCUACCAGUUUUUCAUUAAACAAAAGGCAUGUCACACAUAUCACUUGGGGUUUGCUCUCUUUCGGCAACAGCAAUGGUGGUGCACAUCUCAUACUGGCAUCCAGAAUUGUUUCAAACACAGACUUGACUUGUGUGACAAUUUGUUUUAUUCAUGUAAUUUCCAAGACUAUUGGCAGUACAAUCAAAAAUAUAAGGAUGCACGCAACUUACACAUUUCUGUCAGUUGUACAAGUAGUAUUUGUUAGUUGCUGCAACCCAUUUCCACAAACACUCUGUAUCAGAUAUAAAACAAUUG